AUGAACAGCGCGACAACUAUCUUUGUUGCAAGAAUCGGUAAACGAGACGAGGCGAGCCUCAAAAGGUUAUGCUCGAACUAUGGAGAAGUCAGUGAAGUCACUUUACUCUCCGAAGGGAAGAAGUCGAAAGCGUGUGGAUUUGUCAAAUUCAGAAGAGUUGCGGACGCCAUGAAGUGUGUUUCCGACGCCAAAGAACACAAAGGAGUCUUUUCAGAUAACACUAAGAUUGUUGUAGAAUGGGCGAAGUCUUCACAAAUUAAAGACUGUGACUUGGACAAAACUACACUCUUUAUCAAUGGAAUGAAAACUUGUGACGAGCAGUACAUCCGUUCAAAGUUGUCGAUGUACGGACUCAUCGAAAGAGUGACUAUUCCCCGCGGAGAACAAGUCUACGCCUUCGUCAAAUUUGCAAACACCGAAAGUGCUUCAAUGGCCAAAGCCAAUGAAGAUGGAAAGUACUGGAAUGGACAACAAGUCAUUAUCGAAUACUCAGAGGCGAUGUCGAGCAAAAGAAUGAGAAGGCAAAAGGCCACUAUGAAAAUGUUUAAUUCCUUCUUCGAACACAUUUCAGCUCCAACGUCCCCAGUGUUACAAGACUCGGAUGACUCACAUACCGACGAUGAAGAAACAUCUCAAGACAGUUACUUGAAAGAAGACACUCACAACUUAUUAAGAGAAAUUAUUGAUUGGGAGGCUGCUCCUGCAUAUUCUGCAAGCCCCAUGUCUUGGGACUAUGACGACAACGAACUUCCCGUUUUUAAAGAAAUGAUACGCACACACGAUGACAUUGUCAUGCCCUCUUGUAUCGAAUCUUUACUUCACUAA
Messenger RNA from Entamoeba invadens IP1, 825 nucleotides. Its product is annotated as RNA-binding protein, putative. Gene Ontology annotation, cellular component: precatalytic spliceosome; U12-type spliceosomal complex. NCBI's taxonomy places the organism in Eukaryota, Evosea, Mastigamoebida, Endamoebidae. The coding region runs from base 1 to 825 and encodes 274 amino acids. Gene Ontology annotation, molecular function: mRNA binding; snRNA binding. The transcript has a single exon. The record is from RefSeq and is a predicted model, not a curated record. Gene Ontology annotation, biological process: mRNA splicing, via spliceosome.